CCCUCCCUCCCUCCUCCCUUCCUUCCUUCCUCUCUCUCUCCUCUUCCCUCCUUUCUUCCUUCAGCAAAUUGCUCCUGAAUCCCUGCUAUGACCCGGGACUCACUGUGAACGAGACAAACAAAACUCUCUGCCCUCCAGAUCGGACGUUCUAGAGAGGGGAGACGGACAGACCGAAACAGCCAAGAGAACGUCAAGGGGUCACAAGUUCUCCGAAUUAGGAACACGUAUCGGGGAAGGGUGGAUAGGGCGGUCUGCCGUGGAGCCGGAAGAGCUUACCGUUCCGCACCGGGUGCUUGGAAAGCCUCACCGGCAAGGUAGCACAGGAGCUGAGAGGAGAAGGAGGUGUUGGACAUGGAGGAGAUGACCAUCUGGGAACAGCACACGGCCACGCUCUGCAAGGACCCCCGGAGAGGCUUUGGCAUUGCCAUCUCUGGUGGCCGAGACCGGCCCAGUGGAUCCGUGGUCGUGUCGGAUGUGGUGCCGGGGGGGCCAGCUGAGGGCCAACUGCAGACAGGGGACCACAUCGUCAUGGUGAAUGGGGUCUCCAUGGAGAGCGUCACCUCCACCUUUGCCAUUCAGAUACUCAAAACCUGUACCAAGUUGGCGAACAUUACCGUGAAGCGUCCCCGGAAAAUCCAGCUGCCUGCCAAGGCCAGCCCCUCUGGGGGACAUCAGGUCUCGGAUGGGGAGGCUGACCACGGCCAGGGCUACGACGGGGACACAUCCAGCGGGUCUGGCCGCUCCUGGGGCGAGCGCUCCCGCCGGCAGAGGACGGGCCGCCGGAGCCGGGCCGGCAGCCACGGGCGCAGGAGCCCAGGCGGCAGGUCUGAGGCCAACGGGCUGGCCCUGGUGUCGGGCUUUAAGCGGCUGCCGCGGCAGGACGUGCAGAUGAGGCCCGUGAAGUCCGUGUUGGUGCGGAGGAGGGACAGCGAAGAGUUCGGGGUCACCCUGGGCAGUCAGAUCUUCAUCAAGCACAUCACUGAGUCGGGCCUGGCGGCCAGGAACCGCGGGCUGCGGGAAGGUGACCUCAUCCUCCAGAUCAAUGGCGUGUCCAGCGAGAAUCUGUCUCUGAGUGACACACGGCGACUGAUCGAGAAGUCAGAAGGGAAGCUGACUCUGCUGGUGCUCAGGGACAGAGGGCAGUUCCUGGUGAACAUCCCACCGGCCGUCAGUGACAGCGACAGCUCUCUCCUGGACGACAUCUCCGACCUCGGCUCAGAAACGUCCCAGGCGCCACCCUCCCACGUCCCACCGCCACCCCAGCAUGUGCGGCGGAGCUCUGACGCCAGCUGGACCGACUCCCCCGAGGAGAGCCCCCCGCUUUGGCGGGACAAGUCAGUGGAUUCCAGAACCAUCUCAGAAACAGACUCCCCCAGGCAAAGCAGCUGUGACAUCUACAGGGUGCCCAGCGGCCAGAGCAGGGAGGACCGUGGGUACAGCCCCGACUGGAGGGUGGUCCGCUUCCCCAAGGGCUCCACCAUCGGCCUGCGCCUGGCCGGCGGCAAUGACGUGGGCAUCUUCGUGUCCGGGGUGCAGGAGGGCAGCCCGGCCGACGGGCAGGGCAUCCAGGAGGGAGAUGAGAUUCUGCAGGUGAAUGACGUCCCCUUCCGGAACCUGACCCGUGAGGAGGCCGUGCAGUUCCUGCUGGGGCUGCCGCCUGGCCAGGACGUGGAGCUGGUGACGCAGCGGAAGCAGGACAUCUUCCGGAAAAUGGUGCAGUCCCGCGUGGGCGACUCCUUCUACAUCCGCACGCACUUCGAGCUGGAGGCCAGCCCCCCGUCGGGCCUGGGCUUCACCCGCGGAGACGUCUUCCACGUGCUGGACACGCUGUACCCCGGCCCCGGGCAGAGCCGCGCCCGCGGGGGCCACUGGCUGGCGGCGCGCAUGGGACGCGACCUCCGCGAGCAGGAGCGGGGCAUCAUCCCCAACCAGAGCAGGGCGGAGCAGCUGGCCAGUCUGGAGGCCGCCCAGCGCGCCGUGGGCGCCGGGCCGGGCGCGUCUUCGGGCUCCAACGCGCGGGCCGAGUUCUGGCGGCUGCGGGGUCUCCGUCGAGGGGCCAAGAAGACCACCCAUCGGAGCCGCGAGGACCUGUCCGAUCUGACCAGGCAGGGUCACUACCCGCCGUAUGAACGCGUGGUGCUUCGAGAAGCCAGCUUCAAGCGCCCGGUGGUGAUCCUGGGGCCCGUGGCAGACAUUGCCAUGCAGAAGUUGACUGCGGAGAUGCCCGACCAGUUCGAGAUCGCAGACAGCGUAUCGAGGACCGACAGCCCCUCCAAGAUCAUCAAGCUGGAUACCGUGCGCGUGAUCGCCGAGAACGACAAGCACGCGCUCCUGGACGUGACGCCGUCGGCGGUGGAACGCCUCAACUACGUGCAAUAUUACCCCAUCGUGGUCUUCUGCGCCCCCGAGAGCCGCGUGGCCCUCAAGGCCCUGCGCCAGUGGCUGGCGCCCGCCUCCCGCCGCAGCACCCGCCGCCUCUACGCGCAAGCCCAGAAGCUACGCAAGCACAGCGAACACCUGUUCACGGCCACCAUCCCCCUGCAUGGCACGAGUGACGCCUGGUACCGGGAGCUCAAGGCCGUCAUCCGCGAGCAGCAGACCCGGCCCAUCUGGACGGCCGAGGACCAGCCGGACAACUCGUCGGAGGGCAACCUGGACCUGCCUCACCGAGGCCUGGCCGACAGCUCUGCGGAUCUGAGCUGUGACAGCCGGGUCAACAGCGACUACGAGACAGACGGGGAGGGCUACACGGAUGGCGAGGGCGGCCCCCACACGGACGUGGACGAAGGUCCACCGGCGCCAGCCCUGGCCCGGUCCUCGGAACCCGUGCUGGCGGAUGAGCCUCAGAGCCCGGGGGAUCAUAGGAGAGCCCCGGGUCCCCGAGGGGCCCAGGUGGAUGGCCAUUCCCCCCAUGGUCAGUGGCGACAGGACAGCAUGCGGACAUACGGGCAGGAAGCUUUGAAGAAAAAGUUCACGCGAGCUCGAGACAUGGAGUCCUCUGACGAAGACGGCUACGACUGGGGCCCGGCCACCGACCUGUGACCCCUCCCAGGUGGCCAGCUGGCCCCUAUCCCCUCUUCCUCCCUAGAGCUGGGACUCAGUUUCCCGUACGGAACCUAGAACCCUACCUCCUUCUGCCAGUCUUUAAUAAAUAGAGUAUUUUCACAGCA
Herpailurus yagouaroundi (jaguarundi) is the source of this 3170-nucleotide messenger RNA. It is a transcript of the gene TJP3, whose product is annotated as tight junction protein 3. Gene Ontology annotation, molecular function: cell adhesion molecule binding. Lineage: Eukaryota; Metazoa; Chordata; Mammalia; Carnivora; Felidae. Gene Ontology annotation, cellular component: bicellular tight junction; plasma membrane. The transcript is spliced from 21 exons. Gene Ontology annotation, biological process: cell-cell junction organization; cell-cell adhesion; positive regulation of blood-brain barrier permeability. The record is from RefSeq and is a predicted model, not a curated record. Bases 352 to 3042 code for a protein of 896 amino acids.